Molecule: messenger RNA, 6092 nt
Organism: Amyelois transitella
Lineage: Eukaryota; Metazoa; Arthropoda; Insecta; Lepidoptera; Pyralidae
Gene: FucT6
Product: alpha-(1,6)-fucosyltransferase
Exons: 13
Coding region: 258-1985 (575 amino acids)
Biological process (GO): protein N-linked glycosylation
Molecular function (GO): alpha-(1->6)-fucosyltransferase activity
Source: RefSeq, a predicted model, not a curated record
CUGUGCUUAGGUGCUUGCUGAGCUGUGUCGUUGUGAGCUACAGUGAGCUACCUACCUAUCGUAGAUGAAAUAAUUUAGGAACAUAAUAUAAGUAAAAUAUAAUUUUCAAAUAGCAUAAUAUUUCAUUGAUGGGCUGGUUUGAUGUCUGCAUCCAAUAAUUUCAAAUUUCUGUGUCUUUGAUUAGUCAAAAUAUAUUUGUAACAUGGUAAUUUCCAAGUUGUAAUUACAUCUAUCAACAUGACAUUGAGAAGAUUAUAAUGAGGUAUCAUUCCAAUGGUCACAUGACAUUCAAUGAUUAUUUUAUGAUGUACUUGGCCAAAUGGAAGCGAGUCUCUGUACUGUUAUUGGUCAUAUGGAUUGGAGUCACAUACUUUGUGAUAUCACCACUCAGAUGCAAUGGGAACUCAGAUGAGGCGCUGGAGUAUCAAGACAAGUUGAGGAGGGUCACUUCUCAGUUGGAGACACUCAGGCAAAAACACAGCAAUCUUAUAUCACAGAUAAGAAAGUCUUCAGGUUUGAAUGGAAACCUGAAAGACUUAGACCCAUUAUUCUUAGAAGGGGGUCAUGGACCAACAGAAGAGUAUGAAAACCUCAGAAGAAGGAUCUACUCUAACACAAAGGAGUUUUGGUAUUACGUGAACCACGAGUUAAGCAAAGUUAUGAAAGAGGACAACAAAGUUGAAUCUAUUCAGGCAAUAUUGGAUGAAGUCGCUCAGAGAAAGAACUCCCUAUUAUCCGACCAAGAGAAACUGCCCGAGCUGGACGGUUACCAGGAGUGGCGGUUGGCGGAAGCGGCAAAUGUCAGCGAUCUCAUACAGAGGAGGUUAUAUUAUUUGCAAAACCCACCCGACUGCAGGGAGGCGAAGAAAGUCAUCUGUAACUUGAAUAAGGGUUGUGGAUUCGGCUGUCAGCUCCAUCACAUAGUCUACUGCUUGAUAUUCGCGUACGCGACAGAAAGGACCUUAAUAUUAAACUCAAAAGGUUGGAGAUACAACAACCACGGAUGGGAUUACGUGUUCUAUCCAAUAUCAGACAGCUGUACUACCGCGUACAACGACAAAGUGAUGCAGUGGCCAGUAUCGUACGACGCCAAAGUAAUAUCAUUGCCAUUCAUAGACUCGUUAACACAAAAACCAAAGUUCUUGCCACUGGCGGUGCCAAAGGACUUAGCUCAUAGGAUAGUUCGUUUCAACGGUGACCCAUCUUCGUGGUGGAUCGGCCAGAUGCUCAAGUAUAUAUUAAAGCCUCGAGCUGAACUGCAAAAGGCGAUCAACGAAACGAUCGCUAAGAUGAACUUCAAAACGCCUAUUGUCGGCGUACACAUCCGGCGCACGGACAAAGUAGGCACGGAAGCGGCAUUCCACCACAUACACGAGUACAUGACGCACGUGCGGCACUACUACGAGCAGCUGGAGCUCACGCGGCUGGUGGACGCCAGGCGCGUCUACCUCGCCACGGACGACGCUAAUGUCCUAGAUGACGCCCGCAAGAAGUACCCGGACUACGUUUUCCUCGGCGACCCGUCCAUAGCCAGGACUGCGGCCACGCAUCGCCGGUACACGCCUCUCUCUCUCACGGGGCUCCUAGUGGACCUCCACAUGCUUUCCAUGUGUGACUAUCUCGUGUGCACAUUCAGUAGCCAGGUGGGGCGUGUGGCCUACGAGAUGAUGCAGACAAACAGACUGGACGCGUCCAACAGUUUCUAUUCACUGGACGACAUCUACUAUUUCGGCGGACAAAAUGCGCACGAUCGCAUCGCGGUCAUGCCAAAUAAGGGCGGGAACCAUGAUAUAUCAUUAGAGGUAAACGAUCUUAUAGGCAUCGCGGGCAACCAUUGGAAUGGUUACGGCCGCGGCACGAACAAGAGGAGUAAUGUGAACGGCCUCGUCCCUUGGUACAAGACUGCGGAUCACCUGGUAUUAUAUCCGUUUCCGGAAUACAAGCAAGUGCCACUUUAUUCCGACACCAGGCAAAAAGAGUUAUAAUCCAACCCCAACAUUGUACACUCAAAUUACAAUAUGACAUAAAGAAGUUUUACUCGAUUAUUGAAGAGGUUAAAACGGGCGGCAUAAUGACCUACUUAUAGUACUAUGAUUUCUUGUCUUGUGGCCCACAAAUAACCGAUUAAGGGAUUCAUGCAUUAUCAUGUUAGUAUUCCGAAUCGUCAUCGUUAUCUGACCCAUAUCGAUUUAGCAUCUUAUUGAUAUCAGAUUUUUUGUGAUAUAAAUCAUCUUACAAUGUUAUGCCAAGUCGUUCCAUUUCAGGUUAAAAAUGUAUUUGAUAAUUGGUUCAGAGUACCGACGUCAUAUACUUUUAUUACAUUUACCAAAUAAUUGACCAAAUAGGGUUCAAAUGCCGCCAUUAAUCUCUUUUGAAUCGAGUUGUACAACGCUAUCAUAACUGCCAAAAUCUUUGAAAAAUUUGACCACAAUUUGUUGAUUUAUAUUAACGUAUAAUACCGAAAUGCGUAACUCUAAUUAUGUUUUGUCACAAUUCCACCAAUUUUAAUUAUUUUUCGUUUUAUAAUUUGAUGUUUAUAGUAUUGUCAGUUAGAUUAAUUGUAAAAUUUCAAACUUCAGUGAUUUCAUUCGUUUCCUUUUUUACAAAAAGAUAAGGCAUUAGUUGUUUAUUAGCUAAUAUAAUUUUAUUUAACUUUACGUUAAUAGAUGAAUGUAUUUUUCGUAUAACUUGUGGACAUGAUAUCAUAUUAUUAUCCAAACUCAUAUAUGUAUUAUAAUUACACAUUGGUCACAAAAAGUAAACUUAUUCGGUUACUGGUGAUAUUAGUGUUUUAUAAAAUAGCUCAUGUUAAAUAACAAUGGAAUGUCGACUUAGGUUUUUUAAGUAAACCCUGUAUGUGUCGGCGUAGUAAAUUUUUUAUAGCCUUUCAGUUUCUUUCGUAGACUCGGAAAUAUUAUGAAAUUUUGACCACGAGACUGUAUAAAAAAGAUGCCUUUUUUAUUUAGACCUUCCCAAAAGGUGGUGGCGAUUUUUUUUUUAUUUAUAAUCUUGCUUUAGUUUAUACCGACAUUAUAUUAAAUGGAUAAUUUAAAAAAUGUAAUAUACCGAUUUUGUGCUCAAUUUAGUAUUAAAAAUUACUUUCUCUAAUCAAAAAAGAUUUUUCUAUCUAGUAUUUAAAGAAUCAAACACGUCUCAAAAUUUGAAUAUGUUAAUACUCGAAUAUAUUUAUUAUUAUAUUUUUGUUGAAAUUGUUAUUUGCUAGCACAUUAUUUUAAGUAUUUGAUACUCCUAUGAUAUCGAGCAACGGAAAAUUCUCGAAUAUUUUCAUGAUAGUGUUCAUAAAUAGUCUUUUUCUACAUCACAAUUACAUUCCUUAAAGGGUUUUUAUAUUUUUAAUUUCUUUUCUCUCUUUCUAUUCUUUAGAAAUCUGUAUUGGUAUGGAAUGGAUUUUGAAUGAGUGUACAGUACAAACACACACCACAAACCUUAUUGACUAAAAUACCCAUGUUUAGACAAUUAGGCCAUUUUAAACUUUCCCUCAUCAAAGAUAUUACCUGGAUAUUCAAACAAAUUAAAAAUAGUUUAUAAUUAACUAAGUUCUUCUCAUUUUUCUAUCUUUAACUUAACCCUUCAUUGCAUGAUUUUUCCUAUUUCUAAAAAAAAAUACAGGUUGAUGUAAUUAAUGCUCGUGAUUAAAGGAAAAAUAUUUAAAAAAAUCCUAGUAUAAAUAAGAAUUUGAAUUAUUUAAAAAACAGUGAUGAAAAUUUACAUCAUUAUGCAUUGUUACAUAUAUAGCUUAGUACUAAAUAAGUCAAAAGAUAUUGUUUACUUAUUCUCCUUUAUUCUAAAUGAUAAUUUAAAAAACAACUAUUAUUUUUAUUCAAGCACAAAUGAACUCCACAUUGAUUACACGAAAUUGUGGAAUAGCCUUUACAUUUGGGAAAUUUACACCGAAGUGAUCUUUCUUUUUAUUUAUUGUAAUUCAUCUUCUAGUAGACUGGUACUAGGGUUUUGUUGUACGCAAUAGUCAUUUAUAAAGUUGCCAGCAACAACAAAUUUAAAGUUUACAGUUUUUGAGUACCUUUUUUUCUUCACUAAAUGUUAUGAUUGAAAUUUCCAUCAUCAUGCAAAGAAGGGUUAAAGCUCCUGGGUUUAAAACGACUAAUGUUAUUCUUUUUUUAUUUUUGUGAAGCGUUUAUUUUCGGCAUCUAUGCUUUUUGCGUUUGAAUAUUUUGGAAUAUGUUCAGCAACUGUACUAUCAUAAAAUUUUCAUGUUUCCUUUUCUCUAUGUUAAGUAUAUAACUGUCUGGAUUAGGUGAAAACGAUAAAUAGGAACACACACACUUGCCUUCAAUAGAUAUUAGAUGUUAUAUAUCUUUAUAUAAAAGAAAUAUGUUAGAUCAAUGGCCUCGUUUCUAUAUUUCUAUACUAUAGCUUUAUAUUUAAUAUAUAUCACGGUCUAAAACACUUUCACUUUGUAUUUUAUUAACAUAUAUACAAAUAGUCACGUCUAUAUCCCAUGCGGUGUAGAUAGAGUCAACUGUCUUGAAAAGAAAAUUUUAUUUAUACUAAAAUAAUUGAGAUUUUAAUUAAAAAAAGUUUUAUUAAUUUAUUUUUCCGGGAUAUCGUGUAACUAGAAGGAUUUAUCUCAAAUUAUGUAAGUGUCCUCAUCACUACUUACAGAUGAAUACAAAUUGUAUGGAAAUCCGGAUUUCCCUUUCAAUAUUACAACCCAUCUUGGGAAAGGUUCACUGACCUGCAUCAGUAUAGAUACACUCUAUUUAGAGCACUUUUUUGGUUUUGUUGGUAAAACUCGCGUGUAAUGUUUUUGUGUUUUAUUUUAAAUUUGAUGCGAUCAGAAAUCUAUUUUGCAAUCAAUAUAUUUGAUUUAGUGAAAUUAGACUGCUAGUAUCGAACGUAGCUUUUCGUAUUUUAGCAAAUUUCCAAAUUUAUUUAAUUUCCUUCUUAAUGUUAAUCAUGAAUAAUGCCAGAUUAUAAUCUAGAUUAAAGAGUCUGUGACAGUGAUAAUUCUUAGACAUUUUACCCUUGUAUAUUUACGUAAACACUAUAUACGUAGAAUUCACAAUAUUUUGGUCUUGUAUACAAUUUUAAUCUAUAUCAGUGAUGCGUAAUAUUUUGGUGUAUCAAUUUUUAAACAUGUUUCAAACGCAUUUAUUUUUUAACUUAGUAUUAGUGACUUUAUAACACAAUUGGUAAAAAUACAUACAGUACUAGACAUCGCAUUGUCGAUAAAGUGGUAUUAUAAUGUUAAUAGCACGUUGAUACGUUAGAUGGCGUUGAUAGAUAUGUGUGGCGCCACCUGCGUUGAGUUAAAUGAAAUGUGUAAUGUAAUGUAACUAACAUUGUAAAUGUCGCAAUGGGCUAGCUUAUUAAAGUCGUAAAAAUUGUAUUACAUUAAAAUCUGUCAAAUGCCAUAAAAUCUUCAAAAUCAAUAAGGCUGUAAACGAAUGUACAAAAAAAAAAUAGUGAGGCAGUCGUAACCCAUAUAAAACAUUAUGUGAGAGAGCUUGUAUCGAUAUAAUGUACGAUACGCGACCAAUCGUCCGUGGCGCACGGAUUGCAUGAAAUGAAACGUACUCAUUAGUCAAAUUUUCGCGGAAAAAGGAAUGUCGAUACAAAGACUGUGCAUUUAUGCAGAUUUGUAUGAUUGGUUGACGUCAAAAGUGAUCUGAUAAUUAUAAGGAUGUCCUUUGCAGGAAGAUAAAGUUGUAUAAAUGUACUCAAUUUGACAAAAGCGAUUUAAAUUUGUUGAAUGUGCAAUUGCCUCACUUCAGCGUGAAAGUUUAUUUUCAAAAUUAAUGAUGUUUACACGCUAUGACAGAUUUCAAAUUAGUAAGAUGUCUGAAAUCAACCAGUCUUUAAAUUUUUUCCUGUAGUUAUCUACGACUUGCUUAGAAAUGGAGUGGUCAUAAAAAGUGAGGUAAUUUGCUAUUUCAGCUUGAAACAUACACAAAAUCUUAUAAUACAAGUAAUACUUACUGUAUUAAACAUAAAACCAUUUUAUUGAGGAUGUUUACAAACCUUUGUAAUGCUUGGAAUCACAGUAAACGUUAAAUAAUGGACCUAAAUUGUGUGUACAUAGCUUUAUAAAUUGUGCUGUAUAUAAAUGA